Messenger RNA from Pseudomassariella vexata, 207 nucleotides. RefSeq lists its product as uncharacterized. The transcript has a single exon. NCBI's taxonomy places the organism in Eukaryota, Fungi, Ascomycota, Sordariomycetes, Amphisphaeriales, Pseudomassariaceae. The annotation marks the transcript as partial. The record is from RefSeq and is a predicted model, not a curated record.
UCCGCCAUUUUCAUGACUCUUCCCUCCGUCUACGCCAUCGCAGACGGCACUGCGCUUUAUAGCCAGCUCCCCAACUGCGCGAAGCCCUGUCACGUGUCCGCGUCUCAGGCUAUUGGGUGUGAUCUUGCAGAUUUGAAAUGUCUAUGUCAAAAGCAGGAGCGGUAUGCUGCGGAGGCUAAGGGAUGUAUCAUGGGGACUUGUUGGAUA